ACACUAAAAACCUAUCUAACUCAAUUGACGUGUAGAUGAUUCGCUGAAAAAACAGAGACAGAAUUGCGAAAAGUGUAUAUUGUGACAAAAUUUCUUAUCGAAAACGAAAACAGUGUAUUUCUAAUGUCCGGAGAAUGAUAUUGAAGAUCAUUAAGCUAUUAAAAUUCUUUCUGCUCUUCAUCGCAUCAGCGGAAACGAGGAAAACACAAAAAUGCUUAACCGGCUACAUGACGGACGUUCAAACCUGGGUGAACGAAGAUGGCGUUCUCACGAAAACAAUCGAUCAAAGCACCGCUAUAGAUCUUUCUUCGCACUUCGAUCCGGUCCCAUUCCUUCAUCAGAUCAUGAGUGAAUUCAAAACGGACAAUGGGCAACGCGUCCGAUAUUUAAGCCUGGCGAAAUGUCGACUCACCAGAGUGCCACCUGUAUUCCAUUUGUCAGACUCAAUGGGACGUUGGUUAUCGCAGACCGUUGAGUACAUGACUUUCUACGGAAAUAAAUUCGUCGACAGAAGCGUGGCCGGUGAACAGUACAACAUGAUUAUAAACGCUACCGGCGCUGUCGAAACUGAGCCGGUGUUCAGCUUACAGUACCAAGGUACGACAGUCUGGUCCACUUCAAUUGAAUACGUCAGCUUCCCGAGCCUAAAGGAGCUGGAUCUGCGAAGGUGUUCAAUCCAAGUGCUCAGAAGCAAUAUGUUCAGGGGUAUGCCUUCACUAGAAGCUUUAUAUAUAGGGGAGAAUGAGAUUUAUCAAGUCGAAUCCAACACUUUUGCUGGUCUAAAUAAGUUAUUACAUCUAGACUUUAGCAGGAACGAAGCAUUCGACAGUACGGGGUCUCCUAAAAAUCUAAUUACCCCGCAAACACCGCUAUUCGAUGGCCUAACAAGUUUGGUAUCUCUAGAUCUUUCGUUCACAAAGAUGUCCAAACGUAAUGUGGCAGUGCUAACAGGCUUAGGACCGAAUUUGAGAAGGCUGUCGAUAUGCGAUACAGGGCUGCAGGAUUUGAGGAGCGACAUUUUUUCUAAAACAAAUCUCACGUACUUGGAUCUUUCGAAGAACAACGGGAUCUUGAACACGCCUAACAUAUUGCGAGGGCUUGAAGAUACUUUAGUGGUAUUGUACGCUAAUACUAUAGGCACAGGUCGGGUCGAUAUGUUAAAGAAUUUCCACAGACUGGAGAUAUUGCAAUUACUGAACAACGAAAUAACGUCUCUACCACAAGAAGUCGCGGCAACUUGGAGGAGCCUCCAGAUUUUGGACUUGAACAAGAACAGGAUUAUAACGUGGUUCGAACCGAUAUUCUCGCUGAUACCUAACCUCAAAUUCUUGGCACUCAAACACAACAACAUAAACGUGAUCCGCGAAGACAUGAUCGUGGAUUUCAGGAACAUAUCGUAUCUGGCCCUGGCCGGAAACUUCUUCAUGUGCAACUGCAACUCCAGAGAUUUCCUCGAGACGGCGGCUAGGAACGAGAGAAACCGACAAAACGGAUAUAUAAAGUCUGUUUACGAAUCGAAAAACCUGUUUCUGUACCAUAGAGGGUUCGAAGAUUUCAAUACGCUUAUAGCGCAAAGGAAGCCCGUAGUUUUCGAAAACUCCAUCAGCGAAUGGGACAACGAGGAAGAGAGUGUAUACCUAUUGACCGAUUUCUAUGGUCGAAACUAUAUUUGUGCGUCGUUUGCUUCGGACGAAGGCGAGGCCAUCUUCAUGGGGGACGUGCCCACCUGCUACGCUCGUCGAGAUAUGCAGUACGACGAAAAGAUGAUUAAAAAUCAGUACAAAUUGAUUGCUUUAAUUCUGUUACCGUGCGUUUUAUUACCGCUGCUGAUGCUGUUCGUAUUCAGAAGGACGAUUUUUUAUUUUCUAAUAAUGAUGCGGAAUUCUGCUGCCCUCACCAUGAUCAAUAAGGAUAAGACCGGUGUCGAUGGUACAAUAUUCAACUACGAUGUAUUCGUGUCGUACUGCAACGAGGACAGGGUGUGGGUGCUCGACCAUCUCCUGCCGCAGUUGGAGUCCAAUUGCAACAUCAGCGUCUGCCUCCAUGAGAGAGAUUUUCAGAUCGGACUCUCCAUCCUGGAGAAUAUCGUCGCCUGCAUGGACCGUUCCAGGGCGAUCAUGCUGAUCAUAUCAAAACGUUUCCUCAUGAGUCAGUGGUGCCAGUUCGAAAUGCAUUUAGCCCAGCACAGGCUGUUAGAGACGCGUCGGAACGAUUUGAUACUUGUUCUGUUAGAAGAAAUACCGCGGCGCAUCCGCCCAACGACCCUCCACUAUCUGAUGCUGACGAAGACUUACAUAAUCUGGCCGAAAGUCGCGCACGAAAGAAACAUUUUCUGGAGGAGGCUACGAAAAGGCCUGGUGACGCAGAAACUGAAGCACACGGAAAACGUAUCUUUAGCUUGAAUUUCGUUUAAAUAAUAGGACCACAAGGUGAAUACGACUCGUGGUGUAAAAUCGUGUAUAGUUUUGAUCAUAAUCCCUGAGCAGAAUUAGAUGACACUCUUGUUUCCUGCAAUUUAAAUCAACAUGUUUUCGACACGGUGACCAUUUGUAUUUAUAAGACACAAUAAUUUGAAACGCCAAGACCUAAAUCGCGACCAAUAUCAUCUGGCCUGGCAGAUAUAUAUUUUUAGUAUCCGCGUACCAAACCCUCAACAAUCGAAUGUCACCACCUUCGAUCAAUAAUACUACUAGAUUCGCGAUUAGCGCUUCAAAAGCGGCCCGAAAAAUAAGACCACAAAUAAAUUUGUGGUCUUAUUUCAAAUUAGUAUGGUCCAAUCAUAGCCAACACUAAGACGUCAAAACGCUGCAAUGCGCGUUCAAAAACUGAGUAAAAAACCACCGUAACACCAAGGUUUUGGAAGGAAUAUCUUUUUUUGGUAAAUUUAUAUUAUUAAGUGUUUUUCAUAAAAUAAUAAACACAAUUAUAUUGUAAAUAAAACACAAUUUACGAAUAUUGUAAUUGUUUGGCCAAUGUUUGCAACAAGGCACCAACUAUUGUAACAAACAUCACCAAUUCUUGAACAGGGAAUGCAUAGAGUAGUUUUGUUAUUUUAUAAUGUUAUUUUUGUUUGUAAAUUUCCUAGUAGCCCCUUGUCGCUGUGCACAAUGGAUAUAUAUUGUCGCGAAAGAAAGAGGAGAAGAAAUAUAGAACCCUUAUAAAAAUUCUAGAAUUGUUCAAUGGUGGUGGCAAAUCAAUGCAAAAAAGUAUUAAAAAAACUUUAUAUGUAUGUGUAAAUAUUUUAAGCGUAUAUGCUGAAAAGGAUUUGUUUUCUGGGGGAAACGAACACAGCCAUAAAAUAAGCCUAAAUUAAACUGAUUAUAGAAAAAUUCAUUGAUAUAAGAGUACAUUAUAUUUGUAAAAAAGAAACCGCUCAUAUAAAAAUGACUUCUAAAAGACAGCUUUAUAACAAACUGAAUCUGUUUAAAGGUAAUUAAACCUACAUUAUUGUUUUAAUUACUUCUGUAUAAAGAAUACGUGGAAAACAUGUUUCGUGUUUCCUUUCAUAUUUUUUUUACUUUAUUCAAUUUUAUUUUUUAUCACCUAUUUGUUGUAAUAGCGGCAAUGUAAAAUAUUAUCUACUACUUUUUUGAAUCGGUCAAAAAUAGUUGCGACCAUACAAAACAAACCUAAAACCAAUAUGUAUAUUCUGCAACUCUAUGUCUUUCAAUACUUACUGUGUUCUGAGCAUUGAAAUGUAAUACCAAGAACUACAUCUAGUUCCACAAUACAAUAAGCACGCAAUUUUAAACAAAUAUUUUUAACCUUAUAAAUUAGGCUUUAAGUAUCAUUUUAGAAUAAAUAUUUUUGUACUGAUGUCUUUUUAUGUUCAAGUGACAUUUUAAAUUUAUUCCAUAAUAUUCUUUUUCUGACGAAAGGACCUAAAUACAUAUAUUUUGCAAUGGUAAUUAAACUUUAUGUUUAAGUCUUAAGGUUUAUAAUAAACUGAAGUCGUUAACAUUAUUAAACUUUUUUCUAAGAAAUGAAGAUGUUUUCGUGUCUGCAAACGUGGCCACUGAAGCGUCUUAUUUUUGUUCCUGAUCUUUAAUCUAGUACUAUUAUUGAUCGAAGGUCACCACGAAAAAAUGAUUUCGCGUAAAGAAAAUCAAAUUUCUAGGGCUUACGGCGCUCUCCGGCAUUAUAUCACCCAUCUCAUUUUCCGUCUCAUGAUGUCCACGGGCUACUGUUACCACAUCGCUCUAGUUAUCUCGCAGCUUUUUUUCCGUCUGAUCGGCGAAAUCGAGCUUACAAUCAAAUAUUUUGUAUUAGAUUUUUCCAAUAUCCUCUAUCGUAGUGUUCGACAUGUCUUUUGUAGCAAGCCGGUGCCUAUCCGAAAACAGAAGAUAUUCGACAAAUGCCUGAAUCGCACCAACAACAUUUUCAACAUAAAUUUGCGAAUCGCAACGAUAUCUCAACUCGAUCGAUUCUCGAUCUUCCCUGUGUCGUUUCUCACUACAUGAAAAGUUAAUUAAGAGAAGAUUUGUAAAUAAAACUAGAUAAGUUCUGUUAUUUUUUUUGUGUUGGAAUAAAAUUUCUCAAUGGAA
Molecule: messenger RNA, 4544 nt
Organism: Bombyx mori (domestic silkworm)
Lineage: Eukaryota; Metazoa; Arthropoda; Insecta; Lepidoptera; Bombycidae
Product: toll-like receptor 3
Exons: 9
Coding region: 135-2402 (755 amino acids)
Biological process (GO): inflammatory response; toll-like receptor signaling pathway; immune response
Cellular component (GO): plasma membrane
Molecular function (GO): protein binding; transmembrane signaling receptor activity
Source: RefSeq, a predicted model, not a curated record